AUGGAGGUUGGACUGACAAUACAACGCGACGGACAAUCUGAUUACGCGAUGAUUUGCGAGAAAGUCAUCGCUAGGAAAAAUCCCGCAAUGAUACUCUGCGUUUUGGCCAAAAACUCCGUAGAGAGGUACGGUGCUAUUAAGAAGAAGUGCAUAGUAGACCGCGGGGUGCCGUCGCAGGUUGUGUGCGCGCGCAACAUGACCUCCAAGUCCGCUAUGUCUGUUGCUGCAAAAGUCGCUAUUCAGAUCAAUUGCAAGCUGGGCGGCGCGCCGUGGACGGUGGAGGUGCCGCUGAACGCGCUGAUGGUGAUCGGGUACGACGUGUGCCACGACACGAUGCUGAAGCAGCGCAGCUACGGCGCUUUCGUGGCGACGCUGGACCGCCAGAUGACGCAGUUUUACUCCGCGGUCAACGCGCACACCUCGGGCGAGGAGCUUAGCUCGCACAUGAGCUUCAACAUCGCCUCCGCCCUAAGAAAGUUUAGAGAAAAGAAUGCCGGUUGGCCAACCGGCGUGACCUGCCCCGCUAAGCCGGCCGGCAUGGUUCCUCUUGGCUUCACCGCGGUCCGGAGACCCUCGACGUACCGCGGCUACUGA
This is a messenger RNA of Papilio polytes (common Mormon), 594 nucleotides long. RefSeq names its product protein aubergine-like. Gene Ontology annotation, molecular function: piRNA binding. The transcript is spliced from 5 exons. Gene Ontology annotation, biological process: regulatory ncRNA-mediated gene silencing. Gene Ontology annotation, cellular component: P granule. Lineage: Eukaryota; Metazoa; Arthropoda; Insecta; Lepidoptera; Papilionidae. The record is from RefSeq and is a predicted model, not a curated record. The coding region runs from base 1 to 594 and encodes 197 amino acids.